Paramecium tetraurelia is the source of this 762-nucleotide messenger RNA. RefSeq lists its product as uncharacterized. The transcript is spliced from 2 exons. Gene Ontology annotation, cellular component: cytoplasm. The record is from RefSeq and is a predicted model, not a curated record. Gene Ontology annotation, biological process: protein transport. NCBI's taxonomy places the organism in Eukaryota, Ciliophora, Oligohymenophorea, Peniculida, Parameciidae.
AUGGGUAAUAAAUAAGGAUCGGAAUUUGGAGGCAUUAUGUUGAGAACAAAAAAAACCAUUUAUUUUUCUGGAGAAUUUGUAAAAUGUAAAUUAUCUACUAUUUUAGGAAAUAUAUACCUUCACAUUAUAAAAUCAGGUUAUCAUGGAAACGUCGUUUAAUUUUCAAUAGUUGGAAAAGAGAAAACUGAAUGGGAAGUUAGUAUUGGGAAAGGCGGUACUACACAUCAUGGGAAAAAUGUAUUUUACGAAGACUCCUUUGUUAUAAAUACAUAUUUAAACGAAAACUUAAUGGUUGGACAAUUUGUUUUUCCUUUUGAAUUAGAACUUCCAUUAGAUCUACUUGGAUCUUUCUAUCAUUCGUAUGGUCUCCUUGCAAGUGUAGGCUACAAAAUCAAAGUUCGAAUAAUAUCGAACUCUAAAUCAGUUAAUAAUAUCAAGAAUGAAUAAGAAAUUAUCAUUAGAGAACCAAUUUAAGAAAUAUUAUAAGCUUCUUCAGAAAAAGUGACUUCUAAUCUGACAACAUGGUGUUGUAAAUAACAAGUAUUUUGUUCGAUAACCUCAAAAGCAGAGAAAAAUUUAUAUUAAUCAGGAGAACUUUUUAACUUAACCUAUGAUAUUGAUAAUUCAUAUUGUAUGCUUAAUCUUGAAAAAGAUGAUGUGAUUAUAAUGAGUAGACUAAUCAUCCGAUCUAAUUCAGGUGCUUAAAAGAGGUAAGAAGUAAAUUAAACUCCGUAUCUCGGAGUGGAAUAUAAAAAGGAAUGA